AUGUCUUCAAAAGACGGUGAAGACCCCAAAUAUGUCGAUGAUCAGCCAAAUGAUGAGGCUUAUAAAAGAGGUAAUCAAUACAAAUGGUCUAAGGCUCGGAAGGCAGACUAUGACCAACCGUCAACUUCUGAGGACACCAAUAAAAGAGCGAGAGUUGAUAGGGAACCGGCUUUAGAUGAGAAGGGCAAUGUGAUUCCUAAAGAACCUAGACUGCCUAAAAGAAAAGUUGCAGUAAUGAUUGGAUACUGUGGAACGGGUUACCACGGUAUGCAGUACAAUCCACCAAAUCCUACAAUUGAAGCUGAACUCUUUAAUGCCUUUGUCAAAGCAGGUGCCGUUUCAAAGGCGAAUUCUAAUGACCUUAAAAAAUCGGGAUUCAUGAGGGCUGCCCGAACUGAUAAAGGUGUUCACGCGGGAGGUAAUGUAAUUUCUCUAAAGUUGAUCAUCGAAGAUCCUAAUAUCUUGCAGAAAAUAAAUGAUUGUCUCCCUGAGGGCAUUCGUAUUUGGGAUAUUGAGCGAGUCAACAAGGCUUUCGACUGCAGAAAAAUGUGUGGUUCCCGGUGGUAUGAAUACCUGCUUCCCACUUAUUCCUUGGUCGGCCCUAAACCUGGCAGUGCAUUAUAUGAAGAUAUUGAAUCUAGUAAAAUGGAGAAGCCGGGAAUAAUUUCGGAAGAUGAAGAAAGCAUUACGCUUUGGAAAGAGUUUUUCAAGGAAAUUGAUCAAGCAUUUACCCCAGAAGAGCUUACUUCUAUCAAAGAAUAUGUCCCCCCUCCAAGAAGUGAUUUCGACGAAUCUGAUCCAAUAUAUCAGUUAGUAAGAAGAUACAAACAAUUGGAAAACAAACAUCGUCGCGCAUAUCGAAUUUCGGAGCACAAACUAUCUGCUUUUCGUACCGCAAUGAAGCAGUAUUUAGGGCCCCAUAACUUUCACAAUUUCACACUCGGUAAAGAGUUCAAAGACCCAAGUGCAAUUCGAUUCAUGAAGGAUAUCAAGGUAUCAGAGCCAUUCGUAAUCGGAGAGUGUAUGACGGAAUGGGUGUCUAUCAAGAUCCAUGGACAAUCAUUCAUGUUACAUCAGAUACGGAAAAUGAUCUCAAUGGCUACAUUAGUAACGCGUUGUUGCUGUCCACCCGAGCGUAUAUCUGAAUCGUAUGGUCCACAAAAAAUAAACAUUCCUAAGGCACCCGCCUUAGGUCUACUUUUAGAAUGUCCAGUCUAUGAAGGUUAUAACAAAAGACUAGAGGAAUUUGGAUAUCAGCCAAUUGAUUUUAGUAAGUAUCAAGAUAAAAUGGAUUCCUUCAAAAUGAAGCACAUAUAUGAUAAAAUUUACCAGGAGGAGGUUAACGAGAACGUCUUCAACGCAUUUUUCAGCUACAUUGAUAGCUUUAGCAAAGUCACUGGUGCUCAAGGCGACGAAAAUGCUGCAAGUGGUGAGAAAGUGCAAAGAAGUGUUUUUGAUUUCUUGACAGCCAGAGGAAUCAUCGGACAAAAAGAGGUAGCUACAAACGAUGAUUCACCAAUAGGUCAAAAUACAGAUACCGCUGUAGACCGUAAGCAAGAAGCUCCAAAGAAGCCGGCCGAAGGUGAAGGUGUACCCUCACUUUGA
Messenger RNA from Lachancea fermentati, 1605 nucleotides. The record is from the annotation of a GenBank genome assembly. NCBI's taxonomy places the organism in Eukaryota, Fungi, Ascomycota, Saccharomycetes, Saccharomycetales, Saccharomycetaceae.